This is a messenger RNA of Nannizzia gypsea CBS 118893, 1170 nucleotides long. RefSeq lists its product as hypothetical. NCBI's taxonomy places the organism in Eukaryota, Fungi, Ascomycota, Eurotiomycetes, Onygenales, Arthrodermataceae. Bases 1 to 1170 code for a protein of 389 amino acids. The transcript is spliced from 3 exons. The record is from RefSeq and is a predicted model, not a curated record.
AUGAAUAACUACACUUUACUGACAGCUGUACUUCUCCCCAGACUCCUUGAAUCGACUCCCCACGAGAAGAUACUUCACCGGGUAAAUACGAAUGCUGCCGCUGUUAGCGUGAUCAAAGCCAAUGCGCUGGCCGACGAGAAGACGACGGCCCAUGUCGAAGACGAGGUUGCAGAUGAGCUAAACAUUUCGCUAGACUCUCUGCUGAAAGUACUGGCUCGAUAUGACUUCCCUCCGUCUGCCUGCUCGCAUAUACGGGGCCAGGAACAGAUAUUUGGAUCACGAAUCGGUCGUGAUGACAAGAAGAAGAAAGUAACCGCAUUUGAUUUUUGGUAUGCGAUACGAGCAAGAGCCUACAUUCGAGCUGUCGACAAAGAGGCAGACUUGAAGAUGACGAUAGUGACACACUACGACGUCAAGUCGCAGUCGAGUGUCAUACUGCUGAAACACCGCUCGUUCAAUGAUCUCCCCAAAGCGCUAAAGGAUGAGCUGGACGACAAGUUGGUGGAUUUUAUACUUAAUCCCAGCACGGCUGCUCUCGCAGGAAAUCCAUUUGCUCUCCAUCUACUUCAUUUCAAUAGCACCAUCCAGUACUACCGACGAGCGGCGCGGGAUCCCCGAGACUCGGUUAGGAAAGAAGAGGUCAAGGCCCACGGGGGAAGCUCUGAUCUCGGAGAAAUAAAUAUACAGCGACUACACCUCACGCUUACCAGUCUCGACCAGGAUAAACUACAAUUAAAUUUCAUCCUGGGAGUUCUCUCUCGUUUGCGGAAACAGCACGACCAGUUUUACAGGAUGGUUAAGGGUACUCCUGACCCGGACAACCGUGACUGGCUCUAUACCCGUGUAGAGGAGGAGUAUGAUCGAUUUGAGAACCAGAUUACAUAUUUCAAGACAUCCAUAGAGGAUGUAGCAACGCGGGCUCAGAGGCUCUUGGAUCUGGGAUUUCUAGGGACCAACCUUGUCGGUGGCCCCAGCCAGUCCGAUGGUCCCUCAGGAAAAAGCGGCAACUCUACGACGAUUACGAUGUCAUCUCAGUGGUGGAUAUACCCAGCUGUAACUAUUCCACUGACCUUACUCACGUUUCUAUUUUGGUAUUUAUGGAAAGUGUAUGCUGAACGGAUGGUCAAUAAGCGCAUCUUAAAGGAUAAACGCAUGCAAAGCGAAGUUUGA